CCGGGUGAUUCAUUUUGCUCACCGAGUUGUAAAGUAACCGGAUUUAGGAAUGGAAAAACAAUAUCAAAAAUCUUGAAAUUUCUGAGAUAUUUUCUAGCCUCUUCUGUCUUGUAGAGGAUCUUAGUGCUGACCUUAAGGGAGGAUAUUUUGGUCAGGAGCGUUACAACGUGGUUGGUUGAAAUGUCUUGGUUGUUUGGCUUUGGCAAACAAACAUCAAAAGACUUCGACAUUCCUGGUGACGUCCCACCACCACCAAGCCCACCUGCAAGUUUACAGGAUAAGAAGCAGUCUAAAGAUACGGCUUCUGCUUACCGAUUUGAUUCAGCUGCACUUGAAAGAGCUGCAAAGGCAGCUAGAGAACUUGAAUCAUCUAAACAUGCGAAGGAAGCAUUUGAUCUAUCUCAAAAACAUGAACAAACUUUACAAAUGGAAUAUCAAUCAAAAAUGAAGGAGUACGAGCUUGGAUUAGAACAGAUUAAAAUACAGCAAUAUAGAGCUCAGCAGGAAGAACGCAGGAAAACGCUAGAGGAGGAGGCGAGAAUACAAAAGCAGCGCGCCGAUUAUCAAGAUAUGCUGGCUCGUAAACGUCAGGAAGAUCAAAUAGCCUUACAGGUUCUUUUUUAAAUAGUUUUACUAAAAGGUAGGCCAAAGCUCAGGCAGACAAUCUAAAAAAACAGGAGGAAUCCGUUCAGAAACAAGAAGCAAUGCGAAGAGCAACAAUUGAAUUUGAAUCGGAUCUUCGCCACAAGAAUGAAAUGAAACAAAUUGAAGCAAAGAUUAGAGGUGAAGCUGAAGUUGAACGACAAAAUCGUGACCUGCGCUUAGAACGUGCACGUGUUGACGCCCGAGAGUAUCGUCAAACGGUCUUGGAAUCCAUAACAACUGCUGGCUCUGUCAUUGGUAAUGGUAUCAGCAAUUUCCUGUCAGAACCUGACAAGAUGGCCACUGUCAUUGGUUCACUAACGUUAUUAGCUGGCGGCGUAUAUGGGGCUAAAUAUGGGAUCGGAACAUUUACUAAAGUUGUAGAAUCUCGUAUAGGUAAACCGGCACUUGUGCGUGAGACUUCCCGACUAAAUAUAGUAGAUACUUGUCGUCACCCUAUCAAGACAGCCAAAACGGUCUUUCAGCGUCCUACGGAUCCUCUAGAAGGUAUAAUUUUGCGACCUGAGUUGGAAGCAUCUUUGAGAAAAAUUGCAAUUGCAACCAGACAUACCAAAGCAAAUAGAGGCUUUUAUCGAAAUAUCCUAAUGGCAGGUCCUCCUGGUACUGGAAAAACUAUGUUUGCAAAGAGUUUGGCUAUGCAUUCGGGUAUGGAUUACGCGAUUUUAACUGGUGGAGAUAUUGCACCUAUGGGCAGUGAAGGAGUUACUGCAGUCCACAAAGUUUUUGAAUGGGCCAAAACUAGUCGUAAAGGAGUUUUACUUUUUGUGGAUGAGGCUGAUGCAUUUCUUCGUAAAAGAGACCAAGAACGAAUAAGUGAAGGUGUCCGAGCAACUUUAAAUGCAUUUUUGUACAGAACUGGAGAACAGUCUAAGAAAUUUAUGUUAGUUUUAGCCAGUAAUCAACCUGAGCAGUUUGAUUGGGCAAUUAAUGAUCGUAUGGAUGAAAUUGUUCAGUUCACACUACCUGGUUUGGAAGAGCGUGAACGAUUGGUCAGGCAUUAUUUCGAUCGUUUUCUUCUUCAACCUUCGUUAACCAAAAGUCACCGUAUUCGCCUAGCUGAAAACAUAGAUUAUGCUGUAAAAUGUGCAGAGAUCGCUAAAAGAACGACUGGCCUCUCUGGACGCGAAAUUUCUAAAAUUGCAGUUGGAUGGCAGACAGCUGCAUAUUCCAGCGAAGACGGUGUUUUGACAGAAGGCAUGAUGGAUGCUGUUGUCGACAGUGCUAUUGCAGCUAAUCGUCAAAAACAGGAAUGGCGACACUAUAGACUUCCUGACGCGGUAGACGCUGUUCCAAACUAGUACCACUUACAAUAAGGAAGCUACCAGCUUUUGCAUUAUGCAUCACAUGUUAUAUACUAAUCUAUACAUGAUUCCCUGUGUACCUAAUCAGUAGUCUUUUUGAGAUAAGAUCAAGUAGUUUUUUCAAUCGCCAGAUAUAGUAUAAAAUUGUCAACUAAUUUUCUUAUUUAACAAAAAGCUUGUUAUGUCUAGUUUUUCUUCACGCAACGAACCAACAAUGAAGUUUUUUACAAAUUCAUUAAACGGUUCUGUGGGCACUUCAACGAUCUUUUAUCGUGUAUAUUGGGCUGGACAUUUUGAAAUAGAUCACCAAAGUUUGAUUGUUUAUAGUCCGAACAAUCCAGUUUCUAACUAGCCUUAAAUAUAAUGGUUAUUUAGACAUUUAGAGAGACGCUAGCGAGCAUCGGUCACUAAAUUCUAAAAACACCUGCAAAAGGUUGGGGUCUAUUCUAUUCUGCUUCCCGUGGCCUCGCCGGCGUAGGUAUAGCAUUGAGUCCUAGGGCAGAACUAGCUCUCUUAGAGUGGAUCCCAGUAGACAGUCGUUUGUGCGCUGUCCGACUGAACGGAACAGUAAGAAUCCGGAAAGAUAGGGACACUCGUCGUUGCCUUUUCGUCGUCUCUGCCUAUUCUCCCACUGACUGCAGCGCAGAUGAUGUAAAAGGUGAGUUUUACAGAAAACUUUCCGACCUUCUCCGAAAAGCUAAGCGCUCGGAUGUAGUAAUAGUGGCCGGCGACUUUAAUGCUCAAGUAGGUAAACUAAGACAUCUGGGUGGAUCUUAUAGCAUCAUGGCUCAAAGAACAGAUAAUGGCGACCGUCUGUUGCAGCUAU
Messenger RNA from Schistosoma bovis, 2790 nucleotides. NCBI's taxonomy places the organism in Eukaryota, Metazoa, Platyhelminthes, Trematoda, Strigeidida, Schistosomatidae. The record is from the annotation of a GenBank genome assembly.